UUUUUUAUUGGCUUUUCUUGUAUGUCUUUCUCUCUUUCUGUUUUUCGGGUAAAUCAAUUCUUCUAUACAGAUCCCAAACCUUAAUUCUUUCUUCUUCAUCAUGUUUGAUUUCGUAGGUAUUAUCUCAAUUUAGGGAUUUUGAUGUUCUGAUUUGGGAAUUUAGGUUUCUUCGAAUUUGGGAAUCAAUCGAAGAAAAGAGACAUUUUUGCACUUUGCCUCUGCAGGGUUAACUCUUUCGAUCAAGGCACCAAGAUGAGUAUUGAAGUACAUAGUCUUGUGGUUGCUCUGAUCUGUGUGUUUCUGCAAUUAUAAUUGGAGAUUUCUUGGUUGCACACUCUGAAAUUGCUCAGAGAAGAGAAGCUGAUAGAAAAUCCACUGGUGAUGCUAAAGGAAAAAGAGAAAUUUGAAGAGACUUUAAACUCAAACGGGAGUUCUUCGAAUUCUUCAGAGGUUCCUAGGUUAGCUUAUCUGAUCUCAGGUGCUAAAGGAGAUAGCCACAUGAUGAUGAGGACUUUGCAAGCUGUGUACCAUCCAAGAAACCAAUAUGUUCUCCAUUUAGACCUCGAAGCUCCACCUAAGGAGAGGCUGGAGCUUGCAAUGUCUGUGAAGAGUGAUCCUACUUUCCGUGAAGUUGCAAACGUCCGUGUUAUGUCACAGUCUAAUCUCGUUGCCUAUAAAGGCCCUACAAUGAUCGCUUGUACGCUUCAAGUUGUGGCGGUUUUGCUUAAGGAGAGCUUGGAUUGGGAUUGGUUCAUCAACCUUAGUGCAUCAGAUUAUCCUCUCGUGACACAAGAUGAUUUGUUGUAUGUCUUCUCCAAGUUGUCUCUAAAUGUUAACUUCAUUGAACAUAUGAAGCUCACCGGAAUGUUAAAUUCAUGAUAUAAAUUUGUAUUUCUAUUUUUCAUAUGUUUUUAUGUCAUAUUUGUUUAAAUGUUAUGAAAUCCAAUAAUUUAUAAGUUUUGUAAUAUUUAAAUUUAAUAAUUCAAUUUUUUUUAAAAAUU
Messenger RNA from Brassica napus (rape), 1001 nucleotides. Its product is annotated as beta-glucuronosyltransferase GlcAT14B. The record is from RefSeq and is a predicted model, not a curated record. Gene Ontology annotation, molecular function: glucuronosyltransferase activity. The coding region runs from base 382 to 879 and encodes 165 amino acids. The transcript is spliced from 3 exons. Gene Ontology annotation, cellular component: membrane. Lineage: Eukaryota; Viridiplantae; Streptophyta; Magnoliopsida; Brassicales; Brassicaceae.